This is a messenger RNA of Trichomonas vaginalis G3, 1005 nucleotides long. Its product is annotated as ribonuclease H-like superfamily. The coding region runs from base 1 to 1005 and encodes 334 amino acids. Gene Ontology annotation, molecular function: nucleic acid binding. Lineage: Eukaryota; Parabasalia; Trichomonadida; Trichomonadidae. The record is from RefSeq and is a predicted model, not a curated record. The transcript has a single exon.
AUGUACCCGAAUUCAAUCCACUGCGACAUAACUGGAGUUGAUCACAAAAUUGUAACAGCAACACAGAAUGUCGAGGAAUUCCUUACAUGGGUACAGAAAAUGAUUGGCGAAAUGUGCCAAGGAAAACGAAUUUGUGUUUCUUUAGACUGCGAAGGCUUCAAUCUAGGAGCUAUUCCUAACUCAUUAGGAUUAAUUCAGAUAGCUCAAUGCUAUGCAGAUGAUGUUUUCGAUCCAAACGUUGAAACUCCAAUUCCUUUAAAUAUACAACCAGGAUUUAUGGUUAAAAUACCGAAUUGUCCAGAAGUUUACGAUGGUCUAUCAGCUCUUUUAACACAAGAUAACAUAAGAAUAAUAUGUUUCGAUUUUAUUUGUGAUUUCGCUUCAAUGACCGAAGUCGGAAUUAAAAUUAACUUCGAAAAUGCAUUUGAUACCCAGACUUUUGGCUGCAAAGGAACAUAUUUUCCUAACAGAAGCCUCAAAGAAGUUUGCGAAAAUGGAAAUUUAUGUGAAGAAUACGAUCUCUGUAUAGAAGCAAUAAAGCAAAAGAAAUCAUUUGACUUUGCCAAAUUCACGUACGAAUGCCGUAAUGAAAUCGCUCCAUUUGAAAAAAUGCUUUCAGAAGAUUUUUGGAGAUAUUCAUGCCAUGAUAUUGUUCUUACCGCUCUUGCUGGUAUUUCUGCAAUUACAAAAUACGGAACUGAUAAUGUUAUUGAAUAUUCCAAAGAUAAAGCUAAAAAAUUUGAAGAAUUCCAGAAACAGUAUGGAAUCUUAGCUCCUUCCAUUGCCAAAAAUGCUUCAUUUACUGCAUCUCAUGUAGAUCAGCUUAAAAGAAGUUCAAAAUUGAAAUUUGCAUAUUCAAAUUUCUCAAGAGCAUGGUGCAUUGUUCAGGGAUACGACAUGAUGGAUCCAGAUACAAAGAAGAGUCUAAAACAUCCAAAAGAAUAUUUUGUCGAAUGUUGUGAAAAUGCUGCAAAGUUUAUUGAAGAAAACGCACCCAAACAAUAA